AUAACACACACGUGAUAACAAAAACAACGGUAUUUUUUUAGUAUUUUUUAUACAUCUUAAUUUUAGAUUUAGUCGUUUAGUUAGGAUUUAAGAAUCUCUUCCUAUUGAACAUUGUUCAGAAUAAUGUUCGUCAUACAUUUUAAGAUUAUCGGUGACUUUUAGAUUCGAAUAUUAAGUAUAACAGUUGUUGAACGACAGAGUUUGAGAAACACCACCGUGUACGAUAAUGGACAUUUCAACUAUGCAAAUCAAACCGGUGGCAGUAAAAAGAAAUGGUGUCACCAGUUGUUAGUCGACACUAAACGUUUCUCAGAUAGAAAUCGCUCGAAUUCGUCGACUCUUAAGCCUUUUGACCAGAAUGGAUCACGCCGAGCUGGUGUUGGAAAUGUCUCAUUUGGAGCGGAUGCCCACGGCAGAUAGGUUGGCCCUAGCUAGACGACGUCGGGUGCAACAAUUACGACUGUGGGCACAAAAAGAUCGCGAGCGUCGACGGUCAUCUCCACCGCGCAACAAUAGGCAUAUAUAUUUCAGUGACAACGUCAUGUUGUUGGAAGCUGCUUCUAGAAAUGAUAUUGAAGAAGUAAAGAGACUUUUGGUCAAAGGAGUCAGUCCAGAUGCUACGAAUGAAGAUGGACUCACUGCCCUGCAUCAGUGUUGUAUUGAUGAUAAUGAACAAAUGAUGAAACUCUUGGUGGAAUUUGGUGCUAAUGUGAAUGCAGAAGAUAGUGAAAAGUGGACUCCAUUACACGCAGCAGCAACUUGUGCUCAUUUACACCUAAUUAAAUAUCUUAUUGAUAAGGGUGCUAAUUUACUUUCCGUAAAUGCUGAUGGUAAUAUGCCAUACGAUAUCUGCGAAGAUGAAGCUGCAUUAGAUCUUAUUGAGAGUGAAAUGGCUAGACGAGGUGUUACACAACAAUUGAUUGAUAAUACACGUUCUACUACAGAACAUAGAAUGUUACAAGAACUCCAGCAAGCUGUUGAAAAUAAUCAGAGUUAUUUACUAGAAUCGUAUGACCACCAAGGAGCUACACCUUUACAUAUUGCUGCAUCCAAUGGUUAUUUAAAAGUAGUAGAAUACUUAUUAGACAACCAUGUUGCAACUGAUGUUAGAGAUUCUGAUGAAUGGCAACCUGUUCAUGCAGCUGCUUGUUGGGGUCAUUUGGAAGUGUUGGAGAUAUUGGUUCAAAAUGGUGCUGAUUUGAAUGCUAAGACAAAAAAUGAUGAAACGCCUGCAGACAUCUGCGAAGAUCCAGAUUUACGAGAUCGUAUAUUACAAUUACGUAAUGAACAAGAGACUAAAAAAGAAGCUCAGAGAAGAAGAGUACGGCGUACGCAAUCAAAUAACACAAGAGCUCAAUCUGUUCGAAGGACAUCUAUUAGAGAAAAAACGUUGACAUCUAAAAAGGAUGCAGUAGAAGAAGCUAGGUUAAGAGUUGAAGCUCAGAAUUUUGCAAAAAAGUUUUUGGCUAAUGAGCGUACCACUAGUGACUUUGAAGGAGAUUCAUCAAUAGAUUCAUUUGUUCCAGUACCUAUUACUGUUCCUUCAACCAUUCCUACUACAGAACGUUGUGAGCCUGAAGGUGAAGACGUUACUGAAGAAAAGUCACAGUUGGAAUCUGUUGAUGUUGGCCCUGCUGCUGAAACCUGCUAUACCACUGAAAGUGAUGGUAAAAUAAAUAUACAUGUUUCGGUAACUAUCAAUGCGGGUACUUUGGCCGAGUUGAAGAAACAACGAGCACAAACUCGUGCAGCAGCUGGUCUUCUUUCUAAUAGUGCCGAUAUGCCAUCUGAUUCUGGUGCUGCAUUUAAUAGAUUUGCUGGUGAUACUGAGGAUGUGAUCGUUGGCGAUCCAUUGAAGACAAGGCGAAAAUGUUGUAUAAUUUUUUAAUUUCUAAAUUGCCUUUAAUAUUUGAAUAUUUGGAGCAUAAAAUAUUUAUUUUUUAUAUGGAAACGUAAUAUUUACAUUUUCCUACUUUUAUAUUGUACAUUUUUACAAUUUUAGAUUAUAUUAUUAUCCUUUUUUGUGUACUUAAACAUCACUGAAAAUUGUUCCGUCCUGUAGAAUUAUUUUUACUCGAUUUUUAUUUAGUUUUGAAUUAUUCCAAUUUAUAAGGGCCAUUAGAAUUAAUUUAGAUUAUUAGUUGUUUACAUAACUGUGAUAAAUUUGUGAGUGUUCGGAGAGUAUUUGAUCAUUUUUUAUAAAACUUAUUUUUGUAUUGAUAAUAUUAGCACAAAUCAAAUUAAUAUAUUU
This is a messenger RNA of Myzus persicae (green peach aphid), 2251 nucleotides long. RefSeq names its product protein phosphatase 1 regulatory subunit 16A (gene MYPT-75D). The record is from RefSeq and is a predicted model, not a curated record. Gene Ontology annotation, molecular function: phosphatase regulator activity; protein binding; enzyme inhibitor activity. Lineage: Eukaryota; Metazoa; Arthropoda; Insecta; Hemiptera; Aphididae. Gene Ontology annotation, cellular component: cytoplasm. The transcript is spliced from 7 exons. The coding region runs from base 359 to 1888 and encodes 509 amino acids.